Lodderomyces orthopsilosis Co 90-125 is the source of this 969-nucleotide messenger RNA. RefSeq names its product cruciform cutting endonuclease (gene CCE1). Gene Ontology annotation, cellular component: mitochondrion. Bases 1 to 969 code for a protein of 322 amino acids. The record is from RefSeq and is a predicted model, not a curated record. Gene Ontology annotation, molecular function: flap-structured DNA binding; Y-form DNA binding; crossed form four-way junction DNA binding. The transcript has a single exon. NCBI's taxonomy places the organism in Eukaryota, Fungi, Ascomycota, Pichiomycetes, Serinales, Debaryomycetaceae.
AUGAACAAGCAACAAACCAUCAACCUUACUAAAUCAUUACACAGCUACAAAAUCCCUAUACUCAAUGAUAUAGCGCUACAUUGUGGAAGUCCAAUCCUCGGAACUACUAAAGCAUCACGCAUUGAAGGUAUCAUUGCUCAAUAUCAACUAUACUUGAUGCAAUGGCACAACUUGGCUCAUCGUAAUACAUUAUCAAUUGAUAUAGGCAUCAAAAACUUUUCCUAUUGCAAAACAACAACAACAAUAACACUGCGUAACAAAGUCUCCUACUGGCCAAUUUUAGUCACUCACUGGGAUAAAUUGAAUCUAGAUACGCACUAUGGAUCAUCUUACAAACCAUUACUUCAUCAAGACACAGUGCUAGACAACAAACGUUACUUGAACCACAUAACAAGCCAACUUAUUGACGAUCUAUCUCCCAACUUGUCCAAUGUCAAAAUCAUGGAAAUUCAACGAACAAGAUCAAACAAUAAUGCAAGGACUUUGCCAACAAUAUUAACCAACCAUACGUUGGAAAAUUUAAUCAUGGCCAAAAUGUAUCCAUCUUUAGUUAUUCCCAUGACUUCAAUGAAGAUGAUUCAUUUUUGGCUUUAUCGAUUCAUAACUAAAGAUCUGAUAAAUUCUAAAUUGAAAAAGACAAACAAAAUUAUACGACGUGAUUUGAUACUUGCUUGGUUUGGUAAACUUUAUAAACUAAAAGGGUGUGAACGCAACGGCAAAGAAACUAUAGACUCCACCAUGAAUCGGGUACUUGAUUGGCUAAAUUUACAAAAGGGAGACAAGACUGAUGAUUUAAUUGAUUCUUUACUUUAUAAUCUUUGUAUCAACUGUCAAUUGAAUCAUCUAUGCCAAUUCCACAAUUAUAUACAACAAAAUUAUGAUUUUGUUGAUUUUGUCGAGGAUGCUAAUCAAUUCCAUUUGGAAUUGAUCCAACCUGUGGUUGACAAGUAUAAUUUAGAAUUGAAAUAA